AAGGUGUCCCUGGAUAUCCUUUGAAGUCUAGUUCAUUAUUGAGUGGUUGCUGAGCGAUAAGAGAGAAUCUUACAGACGAUAAUCGAGGUUGAGUGAACUGCUGCGUAUAAACUCGAGCAAUGGGAGUGUUGGCCUUGUUUGGUUCUUAUCUAGAGCUAUACUCAUCCAAAUAAGGCGUGUGAGGUAUCAAAAGAACGCUAUAAAGAUAAGAAAUCCGUCAAGGCCUGGUUUGCAUCAAACGGAGUAGUAGAAGGCUUUCAAAUUGUCCAAACAAAACACAAACGUGCAGGGACAGAUUUACUUCUCUAAAGAACCAAGUUCGCCAGGAAACACCCAUUCUAGGGGCUGUUUUCAUAUCAACGGUUAGGGGUUGAACUAGCACUUUGAGGGGGCUGUUUAACACUCAUUUCUAAGCAAGGAAUCAGCUCUAAAACUUCCUUGGUUGAAGCUUUGGUCAUUGGAUCAAGAAGGAAAAGUUUAAAGCUCAAUUAAGACACACGAGUAAAUGAUGAUUGUUGGUGUUUGACUGUUUCUAUUGUGGCAAUCAUGUAUUGAUCAAAGGUACUCUUUCAUCGGUGUUAAUACACGAGCAUUUGACGUCUCAGUUUCUUAAAACAUGACUUGUCAAUCCAAAAUGGAAAGUUGUGAAUUACCUUGUGAUAUGUUGAUUGAAGUUUUGGCAAGACUGCCUGUAAAGUCUCUGAUGUGGUUUAAGUCUGUUUGUAAAUCGUUCUAUAAUUUGAUAAAGAGUGAUCUUCAGUUCAUGCACAAACACUACGAGAUGAGCAAAACAAAACAAGGAUAUGCUCUUAUAGAGUCAGGAAAUUAUUAAAGCAAAGCUAUAAACUUGCUUUACAAAGAAUCAGAGUUUUAUGCAGUGGGAUUUCAAAAUCUAGACAUAACACCUUUCCAUUUGAAAAUUUGGCAUGUCAAGUGUUUGUAUGGUAUGUUAUGUUUGAUUGUUAGUAGGGAGGAUCCAUUUUACCUUUCGUUCGGGAAUGAUAUGAUUUAUGACAUUGUGAUAUGGAACCCAUCCACCAAGGAAACCAAAUCCUUACCUGCACUUAAGGUUGUCUUCCGAAAUCCCCACGAUCAACCAAAUGAACCACCCAUGAGGUUUUAUAUGAAUGAUGGAUUCGGUUUUGGGAUUUGUAAGAACAUGACUUGGAAGAUUGUUGGUCUCUGGAACUUUAAAAUUUCGAGGGGUAAUGUCUAUCACAUAAUCGUAAUGGUUGGUAGCCAAGUUGGUGAUUCAUGGUGUUGGAGGCAAAUUGAUGCAACAAACAUUAAUUGCGAUUAUUUGUAUUUCAUUGAAGAUUUUUAUAUGAAAGGAAGAUACUAUUGGCGAGUUAUGGCAAUCUCCUCAACCUUGUCAACUUAUGAGCGUGAGCAGCUUCUUUGGUUCGACAUGGAUGAUGAAGUUUUUGGUAGGCUUGAGUUGCCAUCUCAUAUUGGAUGUGGUAUGUUUACAACUUCAGAUGAGACUAUUGCUUUUCUUGGUUAUCCAAUUGUGGAGAACAACUAUCAAAUUGAGAUUUGGUUGAUGGCUGAAGAUGACAACCGCCAUAUUAAUUGGCAUAAAUAUACAACUAUCGACUCUCAACAUUAUCCAGAUGAAAGACCGAUAGGAAUUUGGAAUCGAAAUUUGCUUCUGUUUCCUCCACUUCCAAACACCGACUCAUUUACGUUUGAUACAGAUUCUGUACCAUAUUUGAUUUCCACCAAUUUGGCAACUGGGGAAAGGAAUAUUAUGUAUGUCACAGAAGAAAGGAGAAACAUUAACAUUGCUUAUAACUCAAGUGGGUGUGUUCGCGUAUACUUUGAGGGGAAUGUCCAGAUUCCUCUAGAGUUCAGAAUGUUUCAUCUAGUGGGGGCAUUUGUUCGAGUUUAUCAUGAGUCUAUAUUUGCUGUGAAC
This is a messenger RNA of Cuscuta epithymum, 1915 nucleotides long. The record is from the annotation of a GenBank genome assembly. Lineage: Eukaryota; Viridiplantae; Streptophyta; Magnoliopsida; Solanales; Convolvulaceae.